Molecule: messenger RNA, 204 nt
Organism: Linum tenue
Lineage: Eukaryota; Viridiplantae; Streptophyta; Magnoliopsida; Malpighiales; Linaceae
Source: the annotation of a GenBank genome assembly
AUGGAGAGAUCAAGAUCCAAGCGGAACUACUACUACGACCACCAGGACUACGACAAUGACGGUGCCUCCACCGCUACUCCUCUGCCCCCUCCGCCGCCGCUGCGAACUCCGAAUAACACUAGUGUCGCUCGCCAGACUUCCAAACCCCAAUCGGACACUUCGCUGAUGGUUACCACCACGUACCGGAUACUGUGCACGACGUGA